Messenger RNA from Oppiella nova, 464 nucleotides. The record is from the annotation of a GenBank genome assembly. Lineage: Eukaryota; Metazoa; Arthropoda; Arachnida; Sarcoptiformes; Oppiidae.
GAAUUGAUUUAUCACUGAAUGGCUCAAUGAGUAGAUGAAGUAGUGGUUCCAGUAGUCUAGCGAUGGAAGUAUUGAACUACUUUUCAUUCCCCAUACAAAGCAAUGUCUACGGCCUGUCGUGCCUACAGACCUAUGAGGGCACCGACCGUCUACUGGUGGCCACUCUGGAGCGCCAGAUAUUCUGCAUCGAGAACAAGGGCAACAAGUUUUCCUGCAAAGAGGUUCACUUCACGUACAUUCCGAACGGAGCGAACAUUAUAUCCAUUGACACAUUCCGGCGCCCAAUGAAUGAACACGACUUCGCGGUCGGCAUUACGUUCGUGAAGAUUGAUAAGACAGACAAAGACGAGACAGAAGUGGAUGAUAAGGGCAACGGCGCCGACACGCCCACCGAUAAGCCGGUGAUAGAGCACUACUACUUCAAUAUAUACGCCAGUCUCGUGACGCCACAGGACUUUGAUCUC